ACAAAAUUCACAUCGAUCGCUGCGAAGCGAAUUCCGUCUCUCCCCAAGUUCCGACGACGCCAUUAUUCUGAUCCGAGAAAAACUCCGAGAUGUCUUCGUUUUGCGGCGAUGAGACGGCACCGAUCUUCGGCUUCCUUGUCGAUGCAUGUGUGCUUCGUCUUCUCCUCUUGAUAUGAUUGCUCGCAGAUCCAAAGUCAUCGCUCCUAUGGAACCGAACCUUCAAACAUAUGGGCCAAGUACUUAGUAGUCUAAAAGUCCAAAAGUAAAUCAAUUGUAUCAAGAGAAAGGCAGCUGGUGUUAACUUCAACAGCAGCAGAUCCAAACAUUGGUACCCGAACUUGGGUGAUCAAGGCCUUCGGGUACAGGUCUGAGUAACAAACCAUGUUAUCCGUUCGGCAUUCGGGAUCCAUUAUGCUCAUACCCAGAUGGAGAAACCUCUUGUGCCUGGAAAAACAUUCUUUGGUUCCAAAGAUAUCAGCCUCAUCGGCGAUGAUAACAAAUCACGCAUCGUUUCAUUCGACGUGUGUUUUGUCUGAGAAAUGGAAGAAACAGUGGGAUUCUAAUGAUAAAGCUCCUAAGCGUGAGAGACCUUCCAAGAACCAUAUAAGGUAUACUGUAAGACAGAAGCGUGCUGAUGCUAAGAAGGCUCUAAACCAUCUUCUCUUCCACACCGGGAGAAUACAAAACUCGUUCCAGGAUGAAUGGAACUUUGAUUCUCCGAAGCAGGAGAAGCUGAGUAAGAAAUGUAAACCUGGACGGGGUAAAAAACCUAGUGACAAAAAAACAAAACGGUGGCACUCACAAGAAAGUUUCUCCGAUGAUUAUGAUAGCGAUAACAGGUUCGAAGCUACAUUCGGGAGAAGAACAUAUAGUUGGUCAUUCAAGUACGGUUCUUGCUCUAGGAACUCGGGCUCUUCAGGGUUCGAAUGGAGAGAAGGCUGGAACUGGACGAACCAGAGGACGAAGAAUCGGGACGAUGAGUAUUGGGAUGAAUCUCUGAGUGUCGGGUCCCGAUCCGACAGGACAAUCCUGGGUCUGCCCCUGUUCGGUCCGCUCAAGAUCGAGGAUGUUAAGAAAGCGUUCCAAGAAGCGGCUUUGAAGUGGCACCCGGACAAGAACCAGGGACCUUAUCAGGACACAGCUCAAGAGAAGUUUAAACUCUGUCUCGGUGCUUACAACUCACUCUGUUCUGCAUUACAUCAAAGUGUAUAGAUCCACUGGUUGUAUGAGUUCGGUAGUUAGUAAGUUCAAAAGGGUAGCUCCCAUUUUUUUGGAAGCUCCACGGAUCUUGUCUGAUGCUUAGUAUCGUAGGAUGUCUUCUUGUGGCGUAGA
Tarenaya hassleriana is the source of this 1332-nucleotide messenger RNA. RefSeq lists its product as uncharacterized. Lineage: Eukaryota; Viridiplantae; Streptophyta; Magnoliopsida; Brassicales; Cleomaceae. The record is from RefSeq and is a predicted model, not a curated record. The transcript has 6 exons. The coding region runs from base 382 to 1212 and encodes 276 amino acids.